Molecule: messenger RNA, 2693 nt
Organism: Syngnathus acus (greater pipefish)
Lineage: Eukaryota; Metazoa; Chordata; Actinopteri; Syngnathiformes; Syngnathidae
Gene: olig3
Product: oligodendrocyte transcription factor 3
Exons: 1
Coding region: 1279-2145 (288 amino acids)
Molecular function (GO): protein dimerization activity
Source: RefSeq, a predicted model, not a curated record
UACAUGCUGCCAUAUGGAUGGCACAGCGCACACCGCCGCUCGACUUCAUCCGCACGCCUCAUCAUGGCAAAGCACACACGGACUGUGGAAGAAGGCACCGAUAGAGAGAAACAGCAUGUGCAGAGGGAGACAUGGAUGGAGAAAGAGAGAUGGAGAAACAUCAAGUCAAAUGGAUGGAUGGACGGACAAAUGGAUGAAUGGAUGGAUGGAGAGACAAACUACAAAAUUUAGCUUGGAGUCAUAAGAAGACGAUCCAGAUUCACACUGCAUUUUUUUAAAUCUGCUACUCAUCAUUUGUUUGACAGGAGGGGGGGUCAAAUUCCAUAGAAAGAAGUCUCGUCAAGACAGAAAGUGCUAUUUUUCUGCUUCUCCUUCCUCACCGCUUGCUUGCUUGCCACUCGCACUGCCAACAACAAGAAAACAAAACUCUCCCAAAAUGUCCCCAGGGGACUUUUGCACCUCGCUCCUCCUCGCCGCUUGCAUGCCUCACAAAAAGUGACAAAUUUAACUAGUCAGCAAAUACACCUAGCAGACCUUUCCUGCAGUGUAAAAAAUAUUUAUUUUACAAGAUAUUAGAACAACUGCUAGAUGGAUGCCUUGCUCAAAAGCACCUCAACCUGUGUGGAACCUGUGUGCUCAGGAGGUCACAGGCUGGAUUUACAAACACUCCCCCAAUUUUGGAGCUCCUUUCAUUCCUGACUUCUCAAUAUUUGACUCUCAAUGCUUUUAUUUCUUUACUUUUCAGCAGGAAGCGUUGGUGGGGGGGGGGAAAUCCGUGCGUCAAGAUGAGCUUUAGGCCUCUCCCUCUUACUCACGGCCGGGCUCUCAAAAAACAAAAAAACAAAACAAAAAACAAGACAGAAAACGAGAACGCUUGAGUGAAAAUGAAAGUCGAGGAGUUAGUGGAGAGAAGAGGCGAGCUCGUCCCCCGCCCCGCCCCGCCCCUGACAGUGUCCUGACAAUGGCGCUGGAUGGAUGCGUACGGCGGUCAGUGGGACAGUCAAAGCACGCCUCCGCCUCCUCCUCUUCAAAAAAGAGGCGCGUCAUCGUCCUAACAAGGCGUUAUGAAUAGCAAAGCGGCUUUUGUGUGGCCGCCCGUAUAAAAAGCCACUGACACCUCACAGAGCCAGCACAGACAAGAAACGGAGCCGCUGCGUAAAAGCGCGCAGGUGGAAAUCGAAAGAGAGAGAGAGGGGAACCGAGGGGGGGAUCGAGAGAGGUAGAAAGCGAGUGAGAAAGAGAGAAAGGGGGAGGAAGCCUCGGAGGCCGAGCCAUAAAAUGAAUUCAGAUUCCAGCCCGAGCAGCAGAGCCUCAUCCCCGGACAUGGAUGCCAUGUUCCUCCGAGAGCACCUCCCUGCCCACCACUUCCACCACCUGCACCCUCACUUCAGCCUGCACCACCACCACCAGCACCCCGUCUCCUCGUCCACGCAGGCCGGCAAGAUGUCCGAGUCCAAGUCAGCCUCGUCUUCGUCGUCGGUGGAGAGCAGCAGCGGCGGCAGCAACAAGUUCAAGCUGAAGAAGCAGGUGACCGAGGAGGAGAUGUACCAGCUACGCCUCAAGAUCAACGGCCGCGAGCGCAAACGCAUGCACGACCUCAACUUGGCUAUGGACGGCCUGCGAGAAGUCAUGCCCUACGCGCACGGUCCCUCCGUGCGCAAGCUGUCCAAGAUCGCCACGCUGCUGCUGGCCCGGAACUACAUCCUCAUGCUCAACAGCUCCCUGGACGAGAUGAAGCGGCUGGUGGGGGAAAUCUACGGCGGCCAGCACUCGGCCUUCCACUGUGGCACCGUGGCGCACCCGGGAGCCGCGGCGGCGGCGGCAGCGGCGGCUGCUGCCGCGGCCGCCGCCCACCAAGUACACCCGCUCCUGGGCGGCGGCCUGUCGUCGUCCACCACGUCCACUACGUCCUCCAGCCUCCCCAUCCGGGCCCCGCACGCCUUGAUGAAGGGUUCGCCGGCCGCCGCGCCCCCCAGCCUGCAGCUGGGCUCCGGGUUCCAGCACUGGGCCGGGUUGCCGUGCCCGUGCGCCAUCUGCCAGGUGCCGCCCCCUCCCGCUCCUCCCGCGCCGCCGCCAACACACAUCCCCAUCACCUCCUCCGGCCUGACGAGACUGACGGGGGAGGCCAAGGACGGCAUGAAAUGAUUUGUCGAUCAUUUCUAAAGACUCUUUGAGGGCAUGGCGCGCGAAUUCGUGCAUGUUGCUGUCUGUUUUCUUGUUGGGUCCAUAUGAGAAAAUGUGUGUUAUUUCUAUCCUUGUACCAAGGACUCCUGAAAGACUGACACUUUCAAAAUUGAAGGUAAAAACAAAACAAAAACAAAACGAGAAAAAAAAUAAUAAUUGUGCAUGAACAUUUUGGUUCUCUUUAUUUUGUGAAAAUGAAGAUUGCGCUUUGUGCCUUGUACCAAGGAUUUAAACAAAAAAAGUGAGUUCCAUAUAAAAUGUUUUUUUUUCUUUUCCAAAAAUGUAGCAAACAGUGGCUUUAGUUUUGCAAUUGACUCAUUAAGUGGCUCGUUGUAAAAACAUCUCGAUUCCCUUUCUUGUUACUUUUGUGCAUGUUGCCCGAAUGUUGACGUUUUGUUACGCCCAGAGACUGCCUGUCUUUAUUUUUUUACAUUGUUGAGGAAAUAUUUAUUAUGAAUCACCCAGAGGACCUGGAUGACAUUUCAAUAAAACAGAAAUUAUGGAUCGUA